AUGGACGGAAGAAAGAUAUGGUUUUUAACACUGACACAAAGAUGUAACUUGAGGUGCAAGUACUGUGGAAGUGACGAAGUCUAUGACACGGACAUGGAAGACUUAAACCCGUGGCCAAUGGAAAUAGAUUACGAUCUUACUGUUCUGAAGAAAUUGGGAGAAGAAGUUAACCCUAUUAUUUGUUUCUAUGGAGGUGAGCCAUUACUUCGCCCUGACAUCAUAUACGAAGUUAUGGAUAUGAUUCCACAUGCAGAAUUCAUCUUUCAAACGAAUGGGACAUUGUUGAGCACCAUAAAAACUGAAUAUGUGAAUAGGGUUGGCACGAUAUUAAUAUCAUUGGACGGAGACUCGAAGAGAACAAAUUUCAAAAGAGGUGCCAACACAUAUGAAAAAGCUAUUGAAAACGUGAAGCUGAUAAGAAUGAAUGGGUACAAAGGAGAUUUGGUAGCACGAAUGACUGUUUCUAAAGGAUCACAGAUAUAUGAGGAUGUUAACCAUUUGAUUAACUUGAAGUUUUUCGAUCAUGUCCACUGGCAACUGGACGUGUGUUGGGACUCACCAGCAUACGUGUCUUGGGACUUUAAGUUCAUUGAGUGGAGAGACACUGAUUACCUCCCAGGUAUUCAUAGAUUGGUUUCUGAGUGGGUCGACGUGAUGAAAUUUUCGGGAAAGGUGAUGGGCAUUGCGCCAUUCACAGCGAUGAUGUAUUCGAUACUCACCGGAGAAAAAAUGGCACACGUCCGGUGUGGGUCUGGAUUCACGUCAUUCAAUAUUGCGACCAAUGGUGAUAUCACUGCUUGCCCUAUAGCACCAGACAUGGACAUUUAUGGAAAAGUCCAAGACAAAGACUUUGUCGAAGAGAAGAUGGUGAACAAAGCCAAAUUGAUUGAUCCAUGCAACAAAGAACAUUGCGAUGUAUUUGAACUUUGUGGAGGAAGAUGUUUAUAUGCAAAUGGUUCGAAGUGGUGGGGUGACGAAGGGUUCAAUGAAGUGUGUAAAAGCAUACGAGGGUAUAUUAAAGAGAUUCAGGACGUUGUACCAACCGUGAAACAACUGAUUGAGGAAGGGAAAUUGAAGAUUGAGGAUUUCCACUAUCCCAAGUUCAACAACUCAAUAGAAGUGAUUCCAUAA
Molecule: messenger RNA, 1131 nt
Organism: Entamoeba invadens IP1
Lineage: Eukaryota; Evosea; Mastigamoebida; Endamoebidae
Exons: 1
Coding region: 1-1131 (376 amino acids)
Molecular function (GO): metal ion binding; oxidoreductase activity; 4 iron, 4 sulfur cluster binding
Source: RefSeq, a predicted model, not a curated record